AUGUCCACGACAAGAACAGUUAAAUGUGGAAUACCCCAAGGUUCUAAUCUUGGGCCACUUCUUUUCUUAUUAUAUAUAAACGACCUGUCCAACUGCCUGACCUCAUCUUCAGCAAGCAUGUUUGCCGAUGACACAAAUGUUUCAACCAAUGGCAAAACAAAUGACGAACUACAAGAACGCAUUAACGUGGACUUAGAAAAUAUACACCAAUGGUUACUUGCAAACAAACUUACACUUAACAAAGAUAAAACUGAAUACAUGAUUAUUGGUUCAAGACAACGGAUUUCAAACUUAGUUCUAACGGACCCUAAAAUUGAACUUGGCGAAUCAGUCAUUAAACGGGUUCACAAAUCAAAAACUUUAGGCGUAAUUAUUGAUGAACAUCUUUUAUGGAAUCAUCAAAUCCAAAAUAUUGUCACAAAAGCUUCAAAAGGAAUAGGAAUGAUGCGACGAAUAAAACA
Molecule: messenger RNA, 461 nt
Organism: Paramuricea clavata
Lineage: Eukaryota; Metazoa; Cnidaria; Anthozoa; Malacalcyonacea; Plexauridae
Source: the annotation of a GenBank genome assembly